This is a messenger RNA of Lytechinus pictus (painted urchin), 5137 nucleotides long. RefSeq names its product endoplasmic reticulum mannosyl-oligosaccharide 1,2-alpha-mannosidase-like. Gene Ontology annotation, biological process: mannose trimming involved in glycoprotein ERAD pathway; carbohydrate metabolic process. Bases 454 to 2550 code for a protein of 698 amino acids. The transcript has 12 exons. The record is from RefSeq and is a predicted model, not a curated record. Lineage: Eukaryota; Metazoa; Echinodermata; Echinoidea; Temnopleuroida; Toxopneustidae. Gene Ontology annotation, molecular function: mannosyl-oligosaccharide 1,2-alpha-mannosidase activity; calcium ion binding. Gene Ontology annotation, cellular component: endoplasmic reticulum; membrane.
GAGGUUCCAAUUUUGUAAGACAGAAAAUUACACGUCGGAUCGAUGAGCUUGAAACCAACAGAGCCAGAGACAUAAUUAGAUUAUUGACAUUGCAACGAUGAAGGAUAUCUGUAUAUUUGUCCGAUAGCUGAUUAAGAUUCUAGAGGUCGUUGAAAAGCUGAAGCGAGGUUGGAGUAUUUAUUUUGGACCUCACUCGAUUAUCAUCAUCGACUCGCUACAGACUCAAGCGUGAUCAGAUUUCUAACGGAAACCUACCCGGAGAGCUCGGCCUAGAAGGCGGGAGAGGUACGCUGCUCAUUCCGCUGUCGAAGGCCGCCAGCCAGCUCCAGGGCACUCGCAUUAAAUGUCCCUGACUGAGUCCGACUCAUGAACUCUACUUCUCAGUGUGUGGAAAGUUAUAUUAUUUUUCUGGUUUCACUAUUAGAAUAGGCUUGACCAAUAGAAGGCAUCAUCAUGCUGCCAUUCACAAACAAAGCAACGAUAGGAGAUUAUGAUAACAACAAAGCCAGGAGAACACAGUCUUGCUGGAGGAUAUGGAGGAGGUUAUCUCGUCUCCAGAGGAAGGUUGUCAUGGUGAUACUUCUUAUCGGUGUUCUUGCCAGCUUUGUUGUUUUCAGACAUUUUGUGCUUGAUGAAACCAAGGACAGAGGAUUAGACAACAAUACCCUUGCAAGGAAAGAUUGGCUAGGAAUCGGAGGAGGGGGGCAGGAGGGGCAUGAUCCUGUCAAUGAUGAUUUCAACCCAGGAGUAGGAGAUGAGCUGGAGAAGGACAAAGGUUUCAAGGGUAGGCCAGGGAAGAGGGGUCCACCCAAAUUGGGAGGCCAGCCAAUCAGAGAUCGGGAUACAGAUGAUGGAGACCCCGCAGAGAUGAACCAACCAAUCAGAGACGAGGACACAGAUAUUGCAGACGGAGAGAGGGUCUUGCCCCAUCUCGGUAUCCAAGUCCCACCGGACGUAGUCAAGGAAGGGGUGAGGAAUAAUGAGGAUGAUGUGUACAUAGCAGACAACAUCAGCGAUGACAACAAUGAUGAUGGAGAAGAAUAUGAUAUAGAUCGUUCGGACGUGGGCGCCGCCGAGGGUGCCCUAGGGGAGAAUGAUGAGAAAGAAGUAGUGAUACCUUUUCCAGACAAUGAGGAAAGAAACCUUGGCAAUAAUGAUCCUCAUUCAAUGUAUGGUGCAAAGAAUGAUCGUCAGCGUGCCGUGGUGGAUGCCUUCAAACAUGCCUGGAAAGCUUACAAGGCUCAUGCUUGGGGGCAUGAUGAACUCAAACCAAUCAGCAAAAAAUGGAGUGAAUGGUUCACUCUUAGCUUGACCAUGGUGGACAGUCUGGAUACAAUGGUCAUCAUGGGUUUGACCGAUGAGUUUCAAGAGGCUAGGGAUCAUAUAGCACAGAUGAGCGUAACUCCUAACAAAGAUGUUAAUUUAUUUGAGACAACAAUCCGAGUUUUAGGGAGCUUUCUCAGUACCUACCAUCUCACUGGUGAUGAUAUGUUUCUUCAAAAAGCUGUAGGACUAGGCGACAGCCUGCUGCGUUGUUUCCAGAGUAAAUCAGCUGUACCCUUCUCAGAUGUCAACUUGCAUACAGGUAAUGCACACGCACCGCGAUGGGGACCUGACAGCUCCGUCUCUGAAGUCAGUACUAUUCAACUUGAGUUCCGUGAUCUCUCAUUUACUACUGGUGAUCCAAAGUACAAGCAAGCUGUUGAUAAGGUAAUGAUGCACCUACACAAUUUGCCAAAGAAAGAAGGUCUGGUACCAAUCUUUAUAAAUGCCAACUCUGGUCAAUUCCGGCCCAACUCUAUCUUGACCCUGGGUGCACGAGCUGAUAGCUACUAUGAAUAUUUACUCAAACAGUGGUUACAGACGAGCAAAUCAGAAAAAAUAUUCCUUGAUGAGUACUCGGCAGCAGUAGAAGGUAUCAAGAAGAAACUCUUGGGACAAUCAGAACCCAACAAACUGACAUUCAUCGGAGAGCUUCAUAGAGAUUCAUUUACUCCUAAGAUGGACGAGCUGGCCUGCUUCUUUCCUGGUACACUAGCCCUUGGUCAUUUCAACGGGCUACCAGAGUCUCACCUGGAGCUAGCCCAAGAGGUUGCCCAUACCUGCUUCCAGAUGUAUGCUCAGAUGCCCACCUUCCUGGCACCCGAGAUCACCUACUUUAAUACUUUGCCUGGGGUCAAAGAGGAUCUUAUCAUCAAGCCUGCAGACACACACAACCUGCUCAGACCAGAGACCAUCGAGAGCUUCUUCUACCUCUACCGCAUCACGGGACAAAACUUCUACAGGGAGUGGGCCUGGAAAAUCUUCCAAGCCUUUGAGAAGUACACCAAGAUACCAGGCGGUGGCUACUCGUCCAUCGGUAAUGUCAAAAACCCUGAUAACGUCAACAUGAGGGAUAAAAUGGAGAGCUUCUUUUUAGGUGAAACGUUAAAGUAUUUAUUCCUUAUAUUCAGCGAUGACCCGAACUUAAUACCGCUAGAUAAAUAUGUAUUCAACACUGAGGCUCAUCCGCUACCGGUGAGAGAUGGUCGAGGUAAUCAAGUGCAAUAAUUGUAGUAUGAAUGAAAUUAUGUUGGUAAGAAGAUUUUGAAGCCUUAUUUGCUCAUGUCAUGGUAUGAUGGUGAUGUCUAAUCAAGGGCUGGUAUCACAAAGAGUAUCACAAACGCAACUCCAGAAUUCCAAGUGUACUUGAUUUUCAACCAAUCAAAAUCAUGCAUUUGGGAGUUGCGUUUGGUUUUGUUUUAGUCAAGAUCAAACUCUGUGCAAUAAGCCUAUCAAAUGCCAUGACAGGGAAUCGGACAUGUGAUGAUUUCCAUUAUGAGCUCCACCGCCGGCAAAGUGCAUCCAGGCAAUCUUUCGUAAAUUGUUUUAAUAUAAACUGGGUUCCAAAAGAAACUGCUUAAAGUUUGCAAGGGCAUUGCACAAAUUUAAAAUUUUGAUGUUAAUUUCCUGUAGCUACUACACAUGCCUGUGAAGGACAUGUGUAAUAAACUUGGAAGUUUGUUUAAUCUCAUCUCAUUUUCAUUGGCCUUUCUUUUGCUUUUUUUUUCCUUUGGAUUUUGAAACCAAUUCAUGUGAGGGCUAUCUAUCUCUUAAUUGUUAACAUGUGCUUGGUAACGAUUAUUGAAGCUAGCCUGUGAAGAAAUAUUGUUCAUUUUGACUGAGAGGAAUUUAUACAGUGCCCUUGUAAAGUUUCAUCAGUUUCUUCUGGAACCCAAUUUAUAUCACAUCACAACUAUGGUGAUAAUCUACUGAAAUCAUGAAAGCUGAUUGGCUGACAGAUGUUUUGCCACAUAAAUGGUGAUUUUUGCCCAAUUAUUCUGCUCGCUGGUCGACAUCAGCAAAUUGGUGCAAUCAUUUCAGCAAUGCACAAGCCAUAGUUUCUGUCAAACUUACCAAAUUUAUGAAAGGAUAUGAGGCUCUUAGUGCAUAUGGUACCUGACUGUGCUAUGCUAUGCACAAAACUUGUUGUUCAGUGCAUUCUUGCACUAGUGCAGUCAAAUGUGAAUGAGGUUCCACCAAAGUAAUUAGAGAACAAUUUGACAAAUUGAUGCAAAUUUACUAUUGCUUCUUCCUGCUGAUUCAGACAUGUUUGUAUUAAAGGUGAUGAAUUUUGUUUCCAGAUGUAUAAAUUAUUUUGUACGAAUUAUUUAUGAAGAAUAUUUGAUUUGUUGAAUGAAUUAUAUGUUGUAAAUCAUGAAUGAGCUAUAUUAGAAUUGCAAUCUGGCUCAAGGUUAAUUUGUUAUAUUGUUAGUUAUUAUACCCCUCCAAAGGUUUGCAAUUCAGGUUAAGAAAUUAUAUUUCUCUUAUUACUCUAUCAUCACACUUGCUUUCUGUAUGAUUGAAAUUUCUUUUUAUUCCCCUUUACAUUGAUGAUUUGUAAAGAUUGCUUUAUUGUAAAAUGCAUGUUGGAUCUGUAUGUGGGACUAAUGAAAAGAUCAUUGUUGCUAAAAAUGCAUUGGUUUUUGCCGAUUGGGGGAACAUUCGUUUGUUUCAUGAACUUUGCAUAUUGCUUUAGAUUUUGGCUCACGAUCAUAUGCGUGUUCCAUGAUUAUUUAAUUGUUGGGAAUGGAGCAUCAAUGUAAAUUUAAAGGGAAAUAGAUAGGCUUCAAAUCGUGCCAACAUGAUAUUGAAUAGUAAUAUGUAUAUGAGAAAUUGUAUUGCUCAGUCCUGAAAUACAAUACUUUUUGAUGUGGUGUUCAUGUGUCAUACACAAUUAACAAGGAUUUUAGUGUGAACAUCAUUGGAACUGUUGAUUAAAGGGAUCCAUAUCUUUUUCAUAUAAAUUGGUAUCAUAAUACACAAUUUCAAUGGCUGAAUUAGCCAUCAGACAAUGAAUAGCUAGGUUCUGUUGACAGGCUGAUGAUUCAAUAUUGAUAAAUAAGCAUUAUGAAAUGGGGCACUGGUGAUCCCUAUAUCAUGACUAUGAAAUUUUGGGAAUAUUUUAGUCAACUGGUUGACAUUAUGAUGAUUACACAAAUAUCAAGAUGAAUUUUUAUCUGUUUUACUGCAGUGCUUCCAUUAUAGUAAGUUGUGUUUUAUUUACUUAUUGUCAGUUAUCAGAUGUCGAUGCAGUUUAGAGAGACAUGAAACAGAUGAAAUUAACAGUGCUUGGUCAUGUUCAUGGGUAUCUACAUGUACUGACAUCAUGCAAUUAGCGAGAUAUUUAUGAAUAGCAAAGAAAAAAAACAUUUGGAACCGUGUUGUAUGUUUCAAUUCUUAUCAGCAAACUAUAUAUGUAAUGUACUUUAAAUAAAACAUAUGACAAUAUUUGUACAUGAAAUGUUUCAGUCGUUAGCAAGCAGGGCAGGGCCAUGGGGUGGGGGAAGGGGUGUUGACCACCAUCCCCCUAUGGUUUUUCAAUGAGUAAAAAAAGGAGGAAAAAAGCGGGAUGGAUAGGAAGCAAAGAAAGAAGAUUGUUGGUUUAAAAAACGUUUGGAACUGUUUUGUAUGUUUCAGUUCUUAUUAGGAAUAUAUGUUUGCAAUGUACUUUUAAAAAUACAACAAACAUGAAAUGUAAGAGUCAUUCGUAAGCAGUGCAGUGAUAUGGGGGGAUGGGGUUAUUUCACAAACUACCCACCCUUAUUAGUUUUCGAUUAGUAAAGAAAGAGGAGGAAAAAGAAGAGGGAUGAUAAGG